This is a messenger RNA of Hyaloscypha bicolor E, 961 nucleotides long. RefSeq lists its product as uncharacterized. The record is from RefSeq and is a predicted model, not a curated record. The coding region runs from base 145 to 708 and encodes 187 amino acids. Lineage: Eukaryota; Fungi; Ascomycota; Leotiomycetes; Helotiales; Hyaloscyphaceae. The transcript has a single exon.
UGGUAUGCGAUAUACAAGAGGCAGCGAAGCGGGCAUGGAUACUAGUUGGUACUCUUGGUCGAGUUGCGCACGCGCAGAUCUGAGAUCGAAUCGAAAGGCGAUGACGCUGAAGUUCCUAGGAAGUCGUCCGAAGGUCUUGGGGAUAUGAGGCAUUUUCCAUCGCAAGUGGUAUCCUAUCGGCGAGUUGAAGAGCGGUCAAAUGCUUUGGUUCGUCUGUUUACUUGCGUCCAAGGCGACUGGUGGUCGGGAUCAGGACAGCGGCAAUUUCUCUUGACAGUCUCUCUAGCACACCAUUCUCAGGCUACCCUGCCACGUCACUUUCCUCGGGACACAUUCGUCGGGUAUCGAUGCUGCAACAGGUGUUUUUUCUCGAUGCUGUGCUUGUCUUCCCUUGAUUUUGGCAUGUCCCCCCUUGCAGGUUUGCAUCUGUCAAGUUUGGGUUUUGGGCGAUGGCAUUUCGAGCAGGGACAUCCUGGCUCGUGGCCGUUGCUCAGCGGCCGCAAAAGAAAGUUUCAAACACCGUUUCUUCAGCUCAACGCGACAGCGGUGAAGCGCUCUCCACACCUUGCGAAGAGUAUAUGGCCACCUCGCCAAAAUAUCAAGCCUUCUAAUCUGGGGGCUGACGCCUCGGAAACGUUGACGAAUAAAAGAAUCUUGGCGGAAAAAGAAACAAAGUUGUGCGGUCACCGAGGUGGUGGCGCCAUAUGAGAUGUCGUGGAGGAAUUUCGGUGUCGGGGCCCUACAUAGAACAAGUUAUGCCGCGUUACACAAGGCAAUUCAAGAGCCAAUCGCGAGUUUUUGAAAGGCAAUGUUUGAAGUUAUCUCCCAUCGCUGUUUGUACGUAAAAGUCGGAAAGAUUAAGCAAGCACAACAAGUGCAGGAAGUUGCAUCAGGCCCAAAUGUGGUGUUGGAGCCCGCAGACUACUGCAAGCCCGACCAGUUGUGACAGGAUGAUUGUACC